CUCCUCUCGGCGGCGGCGGCGGCCCAGGCAGAGGAGUCCGCGGUGGUGGCGGCGGCAGCGGCGGCGCUGUUCCCCGCGCGGUCCGCGCAGUGGGGUCCGGGCUGCGUGUCUCGGGCGGCGGCGGCGGUGGCACUGCGGCCCCGGCCCGAGUCCGACCCCGGGUCCCCUACCCGGCCGCCCCCCGCCCACGGGCCGCUCCCCCGGGCCCGCCGUCCCCUCCCCCGCUGGCGGGGCCCGGACAGAAGAUGGUGCAGAAGAAAACAGCCGAACUUCAGGGCUUCCACCGUUCGUUCAAGGGGCAGAACCCUUUCGAGCUGGCCUUCUCCCUAGACCAGACCCACCUCGGGGAGACCGACCUCAGCCUGGAGCAUCCCGCCCGCCCUGAUAUGCCCGCCAGCCAGCCCAUCGACAUCCCAGACGCCAAGAAGAGGGGCAAGAAGAAAAAGCGGUGCCGGGCCACCGACAGCUUCUCGGGCCGGUUCGAAGAUGUCUACCAGCUGCAAGAAGACGUGCUCGGGGAGGGUGCCCACGCCCGAGUGCAGACCUGCGUCAACCUCAUCACUAACCAGGAAUACGCCGUCAAGAUCAUCGAGAAGCAGCCUGGCCACAUUCGGAGCAGGGUUUUCCGGGAGGUGGAGAUGCUGUAUCAGUGCCAGGGACACAGGAAUGUUCUAGAGCUGAUAGAGUUCUUUGAGGAGGAGGAUCGCUUCUACCUGGUGUUUGAGAAGAUGCGGGGCGGCUCCAUCCUGAGCCACAUUCACAAGCGGCGGCACUUUAACGAGCUGGAGGCCAGCGUGGUCGUGCAGGACGUGGCCAGUGCCCUGGACUUCCUGCACAACAAAGGCAUCGCACACAGGGACCUAAAGCCAGAAAACAUCCUCUGCGAGCAUCCCAACCAGGUGUCCCCUGUGAAGAUCUGCGACUUCGAUCUGGGCAGCGGCAUCAAACUCAACGGGGACUGCUCCCCGAUCUCCACUCCGGAGCUGCUCACCCCGUGCGGCUCAGCGGAGUACAUGGCCCCCGAGGUGGUGGAGGCCUUCAGCGAGGAGGCCAGCAUCUACGACAAACGCUGCGACCUCUGGAGCCUGGGUGUCAUCCUCUACAUCCUGCUCAGCGGCUACCCGCCUUUCGUGGGCCACUGCGGCAGCGACUGCGGCUGGGACCGCGGCGAGGCCUGCCCGGCCUGCCAGAACAUGCUGUUUGAGAGCAUCCAGGAGGGCAAGUAUGAGUUUCCCGAGAAGGAUUGGGCCCACAUCUCCUUUGCUGCCAAAGACCUCAUCUCAAAGCUCCUCGUCCGCGACGCCAAGCAGAGGCUGAGCGCCGCCCAAGUCCUGCAGCACCCCUGGGUGCAGGGGUACGCUCCAGAGAACACCCUGCCCACACCCAUGGUCCUGCAGAGGAACAGCUGUGCCAAAGAGCUCACGUCAUUUGCGGCUGAGGCCAUCGCCAUGAACCGGCAGCUGGCCCAGCGGGAGGAGGACGCGGCCGAGGAGGCGGAGCAGGGCCAGCCCGUGGUCGUCCGAGCUGCGCGCUGUCUGCGGCUGUCGCCGCCCUCCCAGAGCAGGCUGGCCCAGAGGCGACAGCGAGCCAGCCUGUCCGCGGCCCCCGUGGUCCUGGUGGGAGACCACGCGUGACCCCUCCCUCCCUCUGUACAUAGGUCACUCCCCCCCCUACCCCCCCCCAUCAAAUCUAAAAAGUUUUUUAAGCUAUUGCCAGCCGGUGACCAGCAGGCUGCCCUCCCCUGGCUGGACUUCGAGGCGCUAAGCUCAGUUGGGGGGGCUCUUUUUAUAUGAGGUUUUUGCUGUUGGCUUUUUUUCUUUUUUCUGUCUCACCCCCAUUUUUUUUCCUUUUAAAGGUGUUAAAAGCAAAGCAGGCACCUGGGGAGGAGAUUGGAGGGUGUGUCGCCGGGCUUGUCCCGUCCCAGCCCCAGAUACUCACCUCUACUGUGAAGGGUCCCCACGCCCCACGCCCGCCCUGCCCAGAUGUGACUCAGGAGAGGAGGGCACUUGUCGCCUUCCAGAGCUGGGGGCACAGAAGCGCACCCCUUCCCCAGCCCUCACAGUAUUUGCAGGGACGGGCCACCCCCACGCCUCCCCGGGGUGACACAGCACCUCUUUAAUCCCUCACCCUGAAGCACCCUGGUCGCUUGGUGGGGUGGGGGCUUCUCAGGUCUCCCUUGUGGCUGGAGGGGGCUUGGGUGCGGGCAGGUGGCAAUCACGGCUGCCUGCUGGGCCCCGCCUCUGACUGACAAUCGGGGCUCCCUCGAACCUUGACCUUAAGCUCUCGCCGCCCCCUCCCCUGCCCUCUCCAAGGGGGACCCUGCCCACCCAGGAGGGCAGUGCCAGAGGAAGUGGGAGGGGUUGGACAGGCGCCCGUCAGCCAACGUGGGGGUCCCUCAGACCCCCACCCUGGGCACCGGAGUGCCCUUUCUCAGGGCUCAGUCUGACCAUGGCCACGUCCUGCCCCUCACCGCCACCCCUGGGUCUGGUGAGGAAGCUCUGUCACCACCCCCCCCCCCUUACUCCUCCUCAGAGCCAGGGCCCAGCCAGGGGUCCUGCUAAAGCCCCCCGCCCCCAAGGGCAGCGUUUCUGCGUGCCCACCUUCAGGAACACGGCUACAGCUGCCACGGCCUCCUCCCGGGCACCCAGGAACCUCCGUGCCCACCUCCACCCACCUUGGCGCCGGGGUCAGAUGUUGAGUGACCGCCGGGCUCGGGGCGACUGACCCCCCUCUUCCCUCGGGUGGGAAACACUAUGCAAUACAGGCUUCCCUCUUCUCCAUGUUCGUGUGCUUCUGCCGGGGGGGG
Neofelis nebulosa (Clouded leopard) is the source of this 2806-nucleotide messenger RNA. It is a transcript of the gene MKNK2, whose product is annotated as MAPK interacting serine/threonine kinase 2. The record is from RefSeq and is a predicted model, not a curated record. The transcript has 14 exons. Gene Ontology annotation, cellular component: cytoplasm; nucleus. Gene Ontology annotation, molecular function: ATP binding; calmodulin binding; calcium-dependent protein serine/threonine kinase activity. NCBI's taxonomy places the organism in Eukaryota, Metazoa, Chordata, Mammalia, Carnivora, Felidae. Gene Ontology annotation, biological process: peptidyl-serine phosphorylation; intracellular signal transduction; protein autophosphorylation. The coding region runs from base 246 to 1634 and encodes 462 amino acids.